Triticum aestivum (bread wheat) is the source of this 389-nucleotide messenger RNA. RefSeq names its product forkhead box protein K1. The coding region runs from base 26 to 277 and encodes 83 amino acids. The record is from RefSeq and is a predicted model, not a curated record. The transcript is spliced from 2 exons. Lineage: Eukaryota; Viridiplantae; Streptophyta; Magnoliopsida; Poales; Poaceae.
UUCACAAGCCGGGACCGGAUCGAUCAUGGGGCGCUCUUCUUCUUCCUUGGCACUGGUGGCUCUCCUCAUAUGCUGUUCCCUCGCAUGCUCGGCGGCGGCGCAAGGUGCUUCUCGUGGAAUCCGUGUGCCGGCUGCUCCUCCGUCCCCUAAGCCCCGUCAGCCGAAUCGGCCGGGCGAGAAACCGAUCCACCCACCGCCGCCGCCGCCGGCGGAGACGUCAGCGGCGAUCGCGCCGCACCGGAGGACCCUGCAAGCUGCUGCAAGCCUUUGUUGUUAAGUAUUAUGUACAUGAAGAGCUGGCAGCUCGAUCUUAAUUGAAUGUGGGAUCGACUUGUUUAGUUUGUCUCAUCAGUCUACCCCUAAUAAUAAUAAACCAAGUAUUGCUUUGG